CAUAAGAUCAGUCUGAAGACCAGAUGUGAACGUGUGACUGAAGGAAGUGAUGAAACAGGAAGUGGAACCCUCCUCAACAGGAUCUACACUGAGCUCUACAUCACAGAGGGACAGAGUGAAGAGGUUCAUACCCAACAUGAGGUGAGGCAGCUUGAGACAGCUUCCAAGAAGAAGGAGACCCUCCAUGACACUCCCAUCAAAUGCCACGACAUCUUUAAAGCCUUACCUGACCAACAGAGACACAUCAGAGUCGCUCUGACCAACGGCGUCGCUGGCGUUGGAAAAACCUUCUCAGUGCUGAAGUUCACUCUGGACUGGGCAGAGGGCUCGGAGAACCAAGAUGUCAGUCUGGUGGUUCUGCUCUCGUUCAGGGAGCUGAACUUGAUCAAAGAUGAGCGGUUCAGUCUUCUCACGCUGCUCCAUGUUUUCCAUCCAACAUUACAGAAGGUCACAGCAGAGAAGCUCGCUGUCUGUAAACUUCUGUUCAUCUUUGACGGCCUGGAUGAAAGCAGACUUUCACUGGAUUUCAACAACAAAGAGCUCGUGUCUGAUGUCACACAGGAGUCAUCAGUCAGCGUGCUGUUGACAAGCCUCAUCAAGGGGAAUCUGCUUCCCUCGGCUCUCAUCUGGAUAACUUCCAGACCUGCAGCAGCCAAUCAGAUCCCUCCUUCAUGUGUUGACAGGGUAACAGAAGUACGAGGCUUCACUGACGCUCAGAAGGAGGAGUACUUCAGGAGGAGAGUCAGUGAUGAAGAUCUGUCCAGCAGAAUCAUCUCACACAUCAAGACCUCCAGGAGCCUCCACAUCAUGUGUCUGAUCCCAGUCUUCUGCUGGAUCACUGCUACAGUUCUGGACCACAUGUUGACCACAGACCAGAGAGGAGAGCUGCCCAAGACCCUGACUGACCUGUACUCACACUUCCUGCUGGUUCAGACAAAGAGGAAGAAGAAGAAGUACGAUGAAGGACAUGAGACGAGUCCACAGGAGCUGACGGAGGCUGACAGGGAAGUUCUUCUGAAGCUGGGGAGGCUGGCGUUUGAACAGCUGGAGAAAGGAAACAUCAUGUUCUACCAAGAAGACCUGGAGCAGUGUGGUCUGGAUGUCACAGAGGCCUCGGUGUACUCAGGAGUUUGUACACAGAUCUUCAAAAGAGAGAGUGUGAUCUUCCAGAAAACAGUCUACUGCUUUGUUCAUCUGAGCGUUCAGGAGUUUCUGGCUGCAGUCUACCUGUUCCACUGUUACACCAACAAGAAGACAGAGGUACUGAAGGACUUCUUGGGAGAAGACUGGGACUCAAAUCCAAAGUCUUUUCUGGAGAAGAUUUAUACAGUUUUUAGAUAUGAUGAUGGCACUGACCCACCUCUGGAUGUGUUCCUGAAGAAGGCCAUGGAGAAAUCCCUUCAAAGUAAAAAUGGUCACCUGGACCUGUUUGUUCGCUUCCUUCAUGGCCUCUCUCUGGAGUCCAACCAGAGACUCUUAGGAGGCCUGCUGGGUCAGACAGACAACAGUCCAGAAAUCAUCCAGAGAGCCAUCAACAACCUGAAGGAGAUGAACAGUGAUGAUAUCUCUCCUGACAGAAGCAUCAACAUCUUCCACUGUCUGAUGGAGAUGAACGAUGUCUCAGUCCAUCAGGAGAUCCAAAAAUUCCUGAAGUCAGAGAACAGAUCAAAGAAGAAACUCUCUGAGAUCCACUGCUCAGCUCUGGCCUACAUGCUGCAGAUGUCAGAGGAGGUUCUGGAUGAGUUGGACCUAAAGAAGUACAACACAUCAGAGGAGGGACGACGGAGACUGAUUCCAGCUGUGAGGAACUGCAGAAAGGCUGAACUUUCUGACUGUGGACUCUCGGAGACUCACUGUGAAGUCGUGGCCUCAGCUCUGAAGUCCAACCCCUCCCAUCUGACACACCUGGACCUGAGUGGAAACAAUCUGAAGGAUUCAGGAGUGAAGACACUGUCUGCUGGACUGGAGAGUCCAAACUGUAGACUGAAGUCUCUGAGUUUGAGGAGCUGCAGGUUGUCAGAGAUCAGCUGUGCUUCUCUGGCCUCAGCUCUGACGUCCAACCCCUCCCAUCUGACAGAUCUGGACCUGAGUGGAAACAAGCUGCAGGAUUCAGGAGUGAAGCUGCUAUGUGAUUUUCUGGAGAGUCCACACUGUAGACUGAAGACUCUGAGAUUGAGGCACUGCGGGUUGUCAGAGAUCAGCUGUGCUUCUCUGGCCUCAGCUCUGAAGUCCAACCCCUCCCAUCUGACAGAGCUGGAUCUGAGACUCAACAACCUGCAGGAUUCAGGAGUGAAGCUGCUGUGUGAUUUUCUGGAGAGUCCACACUGCAGACUGCAGACUCUGAGAUUGAGUUGCUGCAGUUUAUCAAAGAUCAGCUGUGCUUUCCUGGCCUCAGCUCUGAAGUCCAACCCCUCCCAUCUGACAGAGCUGGACCUGAAAGGAAACAAGCUGAAGGAUUCAGCAGUGAAGCCUCUGUCUGAUCUUGUGGAGAGUCCACACUGCAGUCUGAAGACUCUGAGGUGGAAAAAAUCUCUGUCAGAGUGUGAGUGAUGAGAAAGGUGUUUGUAUUGAGAGAGGAUCAGCUGAGUCCUGAUGAUCCAGAGAGGUUGAAGCAGCAGCAUCAGCUCUGACUGGGCCAUGUUACUGGGAGGUGGAGUGGAGAGGAGAGCUUCAUCUAGCAGAGACUGUCAGCGCUGUCUGCUCUGAGAUCAGCUCUAUCUAUCUGUCUGUCUGUCAGAAGCGAGAAACAUGUACGAUGCAUCUAUGUAUAUGUAUUCUUCCCUUAUUCGCAGAAAUGUUUGUACAAACAUAAAUGAGUAUAACAUGAAUUGAGAAUAAUCUGCUGAACUUUUGCACUUUUGUCGUUGUAAAGCCCUAACUGCAGAAACUUCCUCUUUCUACAACAACUUGUACUUUGUUAUAAAUAUAAUGAGAAUCAAGUAUUCAACAAAGCUGUAAAAUAACAAAUUUGAUAAUCUGCCAAUAACAUUUUUUACAUUAUUGUGACUUCUUCAUGUGCAGAGACUUUUAUUUUUAAACCACAACUUAUUAUUUUGAAAGAAAAGCAGUUUUUUUUUCUCUUUUCUCACCUUUCUGUUACGCCAAGUCACUGACAGUGUAAAUUGUAAUUUUUGCUACCACAAGAGAAGUGUGUUUGAUGAACUUCUGCAAUAUCAGUGAGGAGUUGUUUCAGCAAAUAGUCUAAUAGCUCGCUUGGCUUUCUUUGUGUCAAAGGAUAAUAUGGCUAUGACUUUAGACUAUACUGGGUGUCUAUUGAUGUUUAUUACUUACAUAUAAGUAUGCAUUUAUGGUAAUUAGGCACCUCUAUCAAUGUUAGUUAUCAGUAAUACCUCUAUUGUUUCAGAAACUGAUCUGUGGUGCACCACCAUACUGCAUCAUUUGUAGUCUUUUCAUUCUGCCAAUAAAGACUGUAACCAAA
This is a messenger RNA of Larimichthys crocea (large yellow croaker), 3439 nucleotides long. Its product is annotated as NLR family CARD domain-containing protein 3-like. The transcript is spliced from 6 exons. NCBI's taxonomy places the organism in Eukaryota, Metazoa, Chordata, Actinopteri, Sciaenidae. Gene Ontology annotation, molecular function: protein binding. The record is from RefSeq and is a predicted model, not a curated record. The annotation marks the transcript as partial.